AUGAACGAGAUCAUGAAAAAAUAUUGGCAAUGCCACAGUCCAAAUCUCACUCCUCAUUAUUACAAUCUUGAUCUUCCGCUCAGUGCAACUCAAGAAGAAAUUGAACAAGCACAUCGUCGCCUUCUCGAAUUGAUUCAUCCAGAUAAUUUACGAGGUACAGAGCAGAAUAAUAGUGCCGAAACUGCCAUUCAGCUUAUCAACGAGGCUUACGAGGUACUGAGUGACGAUGAGAAACGUUUUCAUCACCUAAUGGUUUGUGAAAAGGUUUUUGGUUGCCGUUCCUCAUCCGAUUAUCUACCCAGAUUUGGAAUUGAUUAUUGGAACAGUCGGUGGGUAAGGAAACAUCGUGAAAUUGACAGCUUCGCGCCUAAACCGUGGCCGUGGGAUUAUGACACUUUAUCAACUGAAUUGAUGUGCCCUACUGGAGAACAUGGCGGUAUUCAGUUUUGUACGGCGACCUGGGUAAAUGUGGUUCAUAUACUUGUGGACAACCUGCUACCUUACUCUAUGAGCGACAGUAUAUGGCGUCGUGUUGAGACCUGGAAAAGUGGGAACCACAGCAAUGAAACGAUUAAGGACAUAUAUCUCGACUUUCAAAGGGGUUGCGAUAAUUUUAAGGUGCUGAUAGAAAAGAGAGAACCGUACAUACCAUGGUCACAAAUUCCGGCAAACACUGAUUGGCCAACUUUAGGCAAGCAGUGUACACUAUUUUGUGUCGAUAUUUUGACUGUACCUUUCGGCAUUUUCUGCAUCAUUUUUUUCCUCUUGACUUUACUUAGUUUCCAGACUGUUAAGAAGCCGAAAAGAGAGCGACGACGGCCAGUCUUUCGGGCCCCAUCGGCGAGAUCUAGUCGUGAGCCGACUUAUCGAACAAUAGAUGGUGAUAUAGCACAAUCACAAAAUCAGUCUCACACUAGAGCAUGGAGGCGACAAAGCUACUCUUAUCCUUCAGAGAGAGAUUAUUACGCAGAUGAAGAAUUCACACUGUUAUACCGUUUAGGAAAGCCACAAAACUACUCUGUCAAGGAAGUCUCAAGUCGAUAUACAAAUCCUUCAGACAAAUCAAAUUCAACACGUUAUCCCACCGUUACAACAAGACAGGGCCGAGCUACAAACUCAGCUACCACCAAUUCGACAGAUGAUUCAAUUCCAACACGAAAUAAGAGCUUAAAAGAGCCCCAGCCUCGUUCCCAAAGUCAAAGUUCAAGUCCAAGUUCCUCUACUUCAAGAUCCUCUUCAACACAAUCCUCCGACACCAAAGCGCAACGAUCACCAAUCCCCGCCAACGCCUCCCAAUUUUUCUCCCUCAACCCCUCCGAACGACACUACUACUAUCCCAACGCCGAUCUUCCCCUCCGCGAACGACACAACACCUCUACAUCCUAUCCACCCAUCCGUCAGCGAUACGUGCACUACGAAGACGAAAAAGACUGGGCAGACGAUGAACGCACACCACGUCUUUGCAUGGCUUUAACCGCAACGGGAAAACAAUGUUCGAGAAGAGUUUCGUUGGUGACGCCCCUGAGUGGGAGUACGGUGGAAGCGUUGGUUAGUCCGCUUUGUUAUCAGCAUCGGCAUGUGAGGAAAUGGGUAAGGGAAGCGAAGGAGAGAGAUCCGCCGGCGGAGGAGAGUGUUUCUUCGGUGGGAAGGGAUGGGUUGCCGGAAGAGGAGAGUAGGAGAUCUUCGGUACGGUUCUUGGAUGAGGAUGAGGAUGAUGAAGAUGACGAGUAUUAG
This is a messenger RNA of Botrytis porri, 1734 nucleotides long. RefSeq lists its product as uncharacterized. NCBI's taxonomy places the organism in Eukaryota, Fungi, Ascomycota, Leotiomycetes, Helotiales, Sclerotiniaceae. The coding region runs from base 1 to 1734 and encodes 577 amino acids. The record is from RefSeq and is a predicted model, not a curated record. The transcript has a single exon.